This is a messenger RNA of Leishmania mexicana MHOM/GT/2001/U1103, 234 nucleotides long. RefSeq lists its product as hypothetical. The coding region runs from base 1 to 234 and encodes 77 amino acids. Lineage: Eukaryota; Euglenozoa; Kinetoplastea; Trypanosomatida; Trypanosomatidae. The record is from RefSeq and is a predicted model, not a curated record. The transcript has a single exon.
AUGGCGGAGCAGCAGGAGUCUGCGCGACUCCCCACAAGCGACGUUGUACCAGCGGUUCAGAAGGUGCGCGACGAUUACAUGAAGUACGUCUCCGAUGUCUUCACGGAUGAGCUGGUCGAGCUGUAUGAGCUUGACGGAAGCAACGACGCUGUGAAGCAGCUGACAGCGUGCCUCGAAUGCGGCGUCGCUGUGUAUGGCCACCCUAUUGCUGUGGACGACCCGAGCCUCAGGUAG